AUGAAGGUGAUGAUCGCUCUGCUUCUGAGCACUUUGUGCUUUGAAGUCCUCAAUGCCCAAUGCCCAGAAGCCAAUGCGUUGAAAGACGCAGAUGGCGUGAAGCUUUGCGCACGUAUGUUUGAGGACAGUCACUAUUAUUACGAGCAGAGUUGUGGGGGAGAGUACCUUGAUGCUUACCCAGGUGAGGACGUCCCUAUCAUCCCAUGGCGCUGGAACAACCGCAUCUCUUCCUUGGUGGUAUCAAGAGGUUGCAGCCUUACUGUUUGGAAAUACACCAAGAAGAGAGGAAGCAAAUCUAAAUUCGGUGCUGGAAUCAAAUAUCGCCUCAAAGAAACGAUGCAAGGUUUUUUCGGCGAUUGGGAAAACGACAUCUCUGGAUACUACUGUGUGUGCUAG
This is a messenger RNA of Oncorhynchus nerka (sockeye salmon), 396 nucleotides long. RefSeq names its product syncollin. Gene Ontology annotation, biological process: exocytosis. Gene Ontology annotation, cellular component: secretory granule membrane. The record is from RefSeq and is a predicted model, not a curated record. The coding region runs from base 1 to 396 and encodes 131 amino acids. Lineage: Eukaryota; Metazoa; Chordata; Actinopteri; Salmoniformes; Salmonidae. The transcript has a single exon.